UAGAGACUGCAAGGCUUUCUGAAGGCCCAUCUACAUCUAGGACAAGGGAAAAGAAGAAAAUCCUUAAAACUGUCAAAAGCUGCCUGUCCAUUGGCCACCAGGACUAUCAGGACAACGAUGAACAGGAUGCCCAUGAAUUUUUGGUCCACCUCCUGUGUCAGCUGAAGGAGGAGGGUAUGGCACUGAAGGACUCACCAGAACCGUACAUCUGUCCGGUGAAGCAGCUGGAAUUCACACUGAACACUACGCGUACCUGUACCAGCUGUGGAGCUGUAGUGUUUGGUCAGGAGAAAUACAACCACCUGUCACUAAGUCUAAGCGCUCACCUGAGACAUAGCCUGGAACACUACUUCAUGCCGUCUCCAUUGGAAUGUAAAUGCUGGGACUGUUCAGGCAGCAUGGCAUCUGUGUCCACCCACUUCCUGACACUGCCUCGGGUCCUAAUGCUUCAUGUGAAGCGGUUUUGUGCAGAUGACUGGGAGCCAAAGAAGGUAGAGGACCCCAUGUUUAUCCCAGAAGAACUUACUCUCCAGGGCCUUUGUGGGGAAACUGUCCAGCCUGGUGACAGUACCAUCGAUUCACAAAGGGUGAGGUCACUGGGAAACAACAGCGUGGUCAACACUCCACCAAACUGCCCUUCUAGUUCAGCUUCAAAUGGUUCAGACCAGCAAGCAAAAGCAGCUGACAGGGAGAAAAGGCAGCAGACAGCCACAGUGAGAUACCAGCCAGAACCUGUUUAUAGAUUGUCAAGUGUGAUCUCUCAUCUGGGAGACAGCUUGUAUACAGGCCACUACAUCACUGAUCUGCUGGACAGCCAUGGUAGUGGAUGGCUCUGUAUGGAUGAUGCACGUGUCCGUAGGACAGAUGUGGCCACUGUACUCAGGACCAGAGCUCACACUGCCUACAUCCUCUUCUAUGUGGGCAGUGGAGCAUGUGAAGGUGACCAGGCACCUAAGAUGCAGAAUUAGAAGAGCUUCCAAUAGAAUCUGUCUGCCCAAUACCAUCAAGGGGAUCAAAAGCUGCAUUAUUUUGCAUGAAGAGUGGACAA
This is a messenger RNA of Esox lucius (northern pike), 1048 nucleotides long. RefSeq names its product ubiquitin carboxyl-terminal hydrolase 37-like. Bases 177 to 968 code for a protein of 263 amino acids. Gene Ontology annotation, cellular component: cytosol; nucleus. Gene Ontology annotation, biological process: protein deubiquitination; G1/S transition of mitotic cell cycle. Gene Ontology annotation, molecular function: cysteine-type endopeptidase activity; cysteine-type deubiquitinase activity. NCBI's taxonomy places the organism in Eukaryota, Metazoa, Chordata, Actinopteri, Esociformes, Esocidae. The record is from RefSeq and is a predicted model, not a curated record. The transcript is spliced from 11 exons.